Aspergillus caelatus is the source of this 1115-nucleotide messenger RNA. RefSeq lists its product as uncharacterized. The record is from RefSeq and is a predicted model, not a curated record. The transcript is spliced from 2 exons. NCBI's taxonomy places the organism in Eukaryota, Fungi, Ascomycota, Eurotiomycetes, Eurotiales, Aspergillaceae. The annotation marks the transcript as partial.
AGAAGACCCCGCAGUCGAAACUUCCCCACUGGGUCGCAACAAAUCGGCCCACUCGGCUCAGGUGCUCAACUCUAUAGUAGAAGAACUCCCCCCCUUGUCCUCUCUCAAUCCUAAUUAAAGCUGGAUUUAAAAUACUCGUGACCACUACUAAGACUGUUUGUUUUUCUCACUACCAUCGAGCAUACCGGCGUUUGCUAUUAGAUCUAGACCUUUACAACUUCGCUACACUAUAACACAAGACUAGUAUACUAGUACACUGCACUACAAGAUGGCUAUCGCCGUUCGGUUCGUUCGCCCAACUAUCCGCCAUUUCUCUGUUCGCCGUCCACAGCCAGACAGUCGCACCUCUCGAUUCGUCACCAGCUCGUGUCUCUUCUCGGCAGUGGUGCUGCCAUUUGUCCCUCCAGCCCUUGAAAGCUCUCGCGCUAAAAAUACAGACGGUCCCAAUUGCAAUCAGUAUGUUCUCGACUUGCCCAUACUCGGAUACACAGGAAUACGGUUGCUGAUUGGCUGACCCUUGUCUCCCUAGGCCACACCCGCCGCUCUGUUUUCAUGCCCGUUAAUAUGUCGUCUCGGUUACCAUCCCCGAAGGAGGAAUCUGGUACCUGACAUGCAUCGGGACAUUUGCCGUAUUUCCGCCAAUCUUUGAUGCGACGACCUUUCUUUUUCCCUUUGUUUUGAUAUCACCACCCCGGGUGGACUUGCAAAUUGUGGGCGUACGGGCGUCGAUAUUUGUUACACAUACCACAAUAUGGUAUUUGUGGUGUGAAGUGCAUAUUGUUGGACGGAGUUUGCUGGCGUUGUGUCUUUUUUUUUUUUUUUUCUUCCAAGUAUUACCCAUUUCUAAUUUUGUUCUCUUAACGAGUCUGUAUGAUUGCGAGCAUCGGAGACCUGCAUACUUCUCUCGACUAGAGAAACGAUGCAUGCAUGCAUUCUCACCACAGUGAUCAUGCGAACUCGAUCGCAAACGAAUAACCCAGGUUUCCCUCUGGUAGGGCAGUGGAAUGAUGGUGUUGCUGCAGUGCAGAAAUGAAUCAUGGCAGUUUUAUGUACCUUACACAAGGUGCAAUUUUGUCGAGUCUAAUUCACUGGAUGAAUACUCAAAUGAAAACAGC